Molecule: messenger RNA, 5497 nt
Organism: Cyprinus carpio (common carp)
Lineage: Eukaryota; Metazoa; Chordata; Actinopteri; Cypriniformes; Cyprinidae
Product: structure-specific endonuclease subunit SLX4-like
Biological process (GO): DNA replication; resolution of meiotic recombination intermediates; interstrand cross-link repair
Cellular component (GO): Slx1-Slx4 complex; nucleus
Molecular function (GO): enzyme binding
Source: RefSeq, a predicted model, not a curated record
UGCGUACUAGACCUCACCGGAAGUAGAUACAGUGUUUUGAUUUUAAACAACAGUAGCCGCCGCUGCAGCACAUUUGAUAAGAAAACCGUCGUUUUACGAUAUUAAAUAAUCUGUUUUAUAAAACACAUAAUGAAGUGAGUCUUGCCAACGAUCACGUGUGUGUCCGGCUCUCCAUGAACGACUCGGACCAGGACUUCAGCGACCUCUGCUCUCGUGUCCUCAAAAGAGUGAGGAAGAAAGGAGCAAGGGGAUCUGGAGAUGAAAAGAGACCAGCAGUCAAGGAUGAGGAGCCAUCCUCCUCCUCUUCCGAAAGAAACCCCCCAAAGAGGAGAAAGAAGACUGAGGAUGCUGCUAAGACUGAAAUAAAGAGUAAGAUCAGCUGCAGGACUCAUGCUGCGGGGUCUGGUGAUGUCUCCCAGCGUCUUCCUGAAGUGUCUGGCACAGGGAAAGUCAAAGAUGCAGUGAUCCAGAGAAUGCAGCGGUUUAAGAGAGCCAGUCCAGAGAGACUGUUGCAUGCAGAGACCAACCGACCCACAACCACAGAGUCUGAUGGGAACCAUCCCUCCACUCUCGGGGUCCAGCACACAGAAACUGUGGGUGGCGAUGAAGCCCUGGCUCUUCGGCUUCAGCAGGAGUUGGAUUGUGAGGCUCGGGCCACUGGAGACGUGAAAGAUGAAGCGUUGUUCUUCUGCCAGCUCUGUCAGAAAGAUCUGUCAGCCAUGAGCCCUCCGCUGCGCACUCAGCACAUCAACAGAUGUCUGGAUGCAAGUGAGAGCAGCGCUCCUUCACACCCCAGACCACGGGUCCCAGAGUGUCCCAUUUGUGGAAAGAGUUUUAAAUCUGAAAAAAGCCGGUCUGUCCACUUAAAGCGUUGCUCAACCAAUUUGGGUGUGAAACCUAAUGAUCUUCUCCAGGCUCUGAGGAGACAGGCUGCUGAGAGAGCGAGCGACAACACCACCGACCAAUCAAAGCUACUAGGUAGUGCUACGACAACUCGGAGGGACGGCAUGCCUUUAAAAAAGAGAUCCAGGAGGAAAGCCCAGAAGUUGGACGAGGACACCAUGGUGGCGCUGGCUCUGUCCCGCUCUAUACUCGAGCAGGAAAUGGAAAAGGAGCGAGAGCAGGAGGAGGAGAGGGAGAUACUGGCUCAGCUCUCCAGUCCUUCUGCGACAGUGGCUCCUGUCUUACAGUGGAAACCUGGUGCAGGUAAGGGCCGUGGGAAGAGAAGGAAGGGAGCGUCUCCUGUCCAGCCACCGCUUCUCCUUGUUCAGGACCCUCAGACAGCACUGAACCGUCUACAGGAGCGGGUUUCAUCUCUUCUGCUUCGUUCCAGACCCCCCUCUCCACCAACACCAACCCUAUCCCCCUCUGUCCUUCCUCUUCAUCCUCACGCCCCCCUCUGGGACAAAAGUGGUCUUCACGGAGGAGGACCAGAUUCAGUUUCAGAGUUCUACACCUCUGAACUAAGCAAUAUCAUACAGCCAUGCGUUGCACCGGAGUGGGAAAAGGUCAAGUCUCUUGAACUUAUUCCAAACAAGAAACCUCCAGCUGUGACCUUAGAGGCUGAUCCAGUCCAGGAAAAGCUUUCAGAUCAGAGCCCAGCACAACACCAAACUACCCGACCUCCCACCCCCUGUUCUGGUACACCAGGCUCCCAGGCUCUGCAGGACCUGAUGGAGCUUGCAGAGGAAGGCAUGACCCUCACCCAGUAUGGAUACACAAUGUAUACGGCCGCAGGGGACAAGUCAGUUAGGGACAAUGCUGUGAAUGAACUUCCCUCAAGUGGAUUUGUUCCAGAGACAACCGACAACAAGACGUCUAAGAAAACCUCAGUGUACGUGUCAAAGCUAGCAUUAGAUCUGAGCAGCAUGGUGAACAACCCUCAACUCAGUGAUGUGCAGUUACAGGUGGACAGUGGGGAUGUUUUCUUCACGCACUCGUUUAUGCUGUACACACGAUGCCCCUUGCUGGCCAACAUGGUUCAUGACUCAGGUUUUGGCGUUCAGGAGGAGGGUAUGCGUGUCGCUCAGAGGGUGUUGUUGGGUAAUGUGCUUGGGGAGGCAGUACUGGCCCUCCUGCAGUAUCUCUACACAGCCCACUGUCCUCUAACACAUACUUUGCUACCUCACAUACAGGAGCUUGCCAAUAGAUUUGGUUUGGUUGAGCUGCAGCAGCAGUGUGAGGAAUAUUCUGGAAGUGUAGAGGAAAACCCAAGAGAGGAAUCUGAAGGCAUGUUUCCAGCAUCUGAGCUUCAUCUCAGGGACCAAGAAGACCAGAACUUGGCAGAAAGCAACUUCUUGGAGCUCCUCCAAUCAAUGUGGCAGCAUGGGGACAGCGAAGAAGAGGAUGAGUUUAAAGAAACUGCCGGAGAGGAAAGAGACAUGGAAGAGGAGCGAGAGAGAGGAGAUGGAGAGAAAGAGGACCGGGUGGAUGAGGAAGAGCUUGAUGAGAUCUAUGAGUUUGCAGUGACACAAAGGAAGAUAGAGACGACGUUGGAGGCUGCGACCGAGGAAGAGGAGGGAGAUGCAAAUACAUCCCUUGGAAAUGAGAAGAAGGAAGAAGGGAAGGAGAAAAAAGAGACAGAAUCCCUUUUAGAGAAAUCUGCCGGGAGUUGCUAUAGUAACAAACUAGGUGUGGAUGGGACGGAGGAUGCCAUGGUAACAAGUCGAACAGAAAACCCUAAAAAACCCAAUUCAGAGACCGAGAGAGUUUGUUUAAAUAAACAAAUACAAGAAAACACAAAAUCAAAUACCAUUCUAAACAAAACAGUCAUUACUGUAUAUUCUAACACACCCGCCCACUCCCAGUCUGUAGGGGAAUACAUGGAACCAUCACAGACGCAAGCGUCCUGCUCUCAGCAACAAUGUUACAAGCCAUCAGGCACACUACAGCAAAACACACCCGCCCCAUUUCGCCGUUCAUGUGUCAGUGAGGUGAUUGACCUGUCUAUAAGCCCUCCACCAAGCUCAGGUUUGUCAGGUAAGACUUCCUUCCCCAUGCCUGGAGUGUCUCCUGUUCCACAUGAGGGUGAAGAGAUAGGUAAGUCUCCACUAAGAAUAGACAGUUCAGGAUGCCAGGGAAUUGGAAACCCUCCUUCCCCUCCAGAAUCUCAAAGCAAGCAGGUUGAGCUCAUUGUUCUCUCAGACUCCGGUGAUGAAAUGGAUGUAGAUAAUGGUGACCAAAAUGCUGCUACCACUAAACGUGCUUUGACUCCUCCAUCUCCUCCUCCUCAGAGGUCCACAAGCUAUGCUUGUAAAGUCAAAGAGAACAGUUUCAAAGAAUCUGGAUCCCAAGGCCAUGCCGGCAAACAGGUAGAUGCUUCCAAGCAGAUGGCGACUGAUAUAGAAGCAAAGUCUGACCUAUCAGAGCACUGUAGCCCCGGGGUUGCGAAUGAAAGUGUGUUUGAUGGCUCUGCCGAGGUUUCCUGGCUGAUUCCAGCCACUCCGGUACCAUCCACACGCUGUAGCUCUGCCCAGACCUGCAUCAGCAUGCGCCGAACCCAGCUCUUCCCCAAGUCAUCAUCCUCUUCUUCCUCUUCCUCUGUCUCGGAGGGUUUGAAACCUGCUAGCUCUGCUUCUUCAAGCAGCUGCCUAAACGAGAAACCGGCAACCUUGUCCAAAUUGCACAAAUCAUAUCGGAGUCCCUCUAAAGAAGGUCAUAGCAUUGAUACAGACUGCUCUCCAGGUUACCAGAGAGCACUUCACCAUCUAAGACUAUCUCAGGUUUCUUCUUCAGAUGUUUCUGAUGGCUCCCACAUUGGCAUAAUCAUGGGACAUCCAAUCCAGGGUGUCCCCAAGCCCUCCAGUAGCACUCCUCUCCAUUCAGACUCUUCCUUACAACGUCAGAUCCCAUUUUGCUCCCCUAUGGUUGACGACCGUGAGGUUCGGCUUAGGAAUUGUAGAGGUAAUUCUAGAUCCUUCUGUAGGCAGGGGAAAGUUGACCUAGUGUCUCUACAACUGAGUUCUCCUAGUAAAACACCUGAGAAGCAGCACAGUAGCCCACUUCAGCAGGGAUGCUCCAGUCCAACCCCGAACUCUCCAAGAUGCAUUCGUCCAGAAAGUUCAAGAGAGAGUGAGAACGAUGGGAUAGAACAAAUGGAAUUGGGAGAGAAUCCAAAUCAAAGUGUUGACGAAGUGGUUGAUAUUGCAGGAAACUCAUUUUGUGUCAUGGAUGAGCCUCCUAUAGCGUUUGAUGACUCCUGGGGUUUGGAUGGAGGGCUUGGAAGCCAGAAGCCCUGCUUUAGUCUACGACUUGACAGCAGCGGAGGUACAGUCAGUCCACCAGGUCUCGAGGGUAAGAGACCAACGUCCACAUCUCCUCUUGCAACUGGAGCUUGUAACAAAAGUCCUGAUCCAAGUCCAGGUCUGUUUAAUCACAGCCUACCUGACCCUGACAUGUGGGAUGAUUGUGAGGAAGAGGAGGUUGCUCCCCUUCCUCUUUCUCAGAGAUUGACAGCUCCCUCUGCCAAGAGAGUUGCUGAACUAAAGACUCCAGUUGCUAGCAGAAAGAGGAAUGAAGGACCGCUGGUGCCCAUCACUCCCAUGCCAGGCUUCUCUGAUAUGGAGACACCAGAGCUCAAAAACAGACUCAACAGGUUUGGUGUGCGUCCGCUGCCCAAGAAGCAGAUGGUUCUGAAGCUGAAAGAGAUCCAUCAAUACACCCACCAGCUGCAGAGCUCAGAGUCUGAGGAGGAGACCUCUGGACCCCAACGCCCCCCCAAUGCCUCUAACUCCCAGUCUGCUCCGCUCCCCUUUAAGCAGCCUACAGCGCCCCCUGCUGCCUCACCUGUGAAACUGCCGCCAAGUGAAGAGGAUGAGCUUUUAUCAGCCUCUCAAAAUUCGAAUACAUCCUCCACUGCAGAGUCCGAGAGGUCGAACCCAGAGCUGUGUGUGUCUGAUGACGAUGACUCUGACAGCGAGGGCAUCACGGCGUCUCAGGUUGUUGUGCGCGAGAAGGACAAACUCCUCGCAGUUCGUCAGUUCAUCCUAUCCGACCCCAAACUGUACGCACGAGUGCUGCAGUACCAGCCUCUCUCCCUGGCGGAGCUGCAGUCCAGCUUGAAAGCGGCGGGCAUCAGGUUAGGUGCUGCUAAACUACUAGACUUCCUGGACUCUCAGUGCAUUACCUUUAGUACGGCCAAUCAUGGCCAGAAAGCAUCUUCCCGCAGGAAACGACGUGUGAAAACGACAACCAGCGGUGGUGCAGCAGCCGGAAGAGGGAGGAAAAAAGCAGCUAAGCCCAGUGGAGGAAUAGCAUGAGGGCUGAAAUAAAAUUAUGUGGUAAAACUACACGAUUUUAAGAAUAAGUUGUUGAAGGACAAUAAUGGUCUUCAUCUUUUCAACUAAACAAACUGUUUCAGAUAAACACGUCUGACACACACUCAGGGUCUUAAACCUUCCAGUGAAAGGAUUUACAUUCAAAUGCAUUUGUUUUGUUUUUUUUAUAUCAGUUUCAGAUUUGUUUUUGUACAAUGUUUGAAAUGAAAUUAUUUUAAAUG